This is a messenger RNA of Amblyraja radiata (thorny skate), 3578 nucleotides long. RefSeq names its product zinc finger protein 239-like. The coding region runs from base 6 to 1316 and encodes 436 amino acids. Gene Ontology annotation, biological process: regulation of transcription by RNA polymerase II. Lineage: Eukaryota; Metazoa; Chordata; Chondrichthyes; Rajiformes; Rajidae. The record is from RefSeq and is a predicted model, not a curated record. The transcript is spliced from 2 exons. Gene Ontology annotation, cellular component: nucleus. Gene Ontology annotation, molecular function: RNA polymerase II cis-regulatory region sequence-specific DNA binding; DNA-binding transcription factor activity, RNA polymerase II-specific.
ACCACAUGACGGGGCACACCAAGGAGAAGCGUUAUGAGUGUGACGUGUGCAGCAAGGCCUGGCAGCGCCCGAGCGAGCUGGAGAUCCACCGGCGGGUGCACACGGGAGAACGCCCCUUCAACUGCUCAGAAUGCGACAAGAACUUCACAUGCAACAGCAGCCUGCUGCGGCACAACCACGUGCACUCUGACAAGAGGCCUUUCGGCUGCUCCGACUGUGGCAAGAGCUUCAAGGGGGCGAAUCACCUGAAGAAUCAUCAGCGAGUGCACACAGACGAGAGGCCCUUCACCUGCUCCGACUGCGGCAAGAGCUUCAAGACGAUGAAUGAGCUGAAGAUCCACCGGCGGGUGCACACAGGCGAGAAGCCCUAUGGCUGCUCCACCUGUGGCAAGAGUUUUGCCUGGUUGUCGGGGCUGUGGGAUCACCGGCGGGUGCACAGCGGUGAGCGGCCCUACACCUGCUCCGACUGCGGCAAAGGCUUCAAGUCGUCCACGGAACUGAAGCAGCACAGGCGCGUGCACACCAGGGAGCGGCCAUACACCUGCAGCGACUGCGGCAAGGGCUUCACCCAGGCCCACAGCCUGCUGGAGCACCAGCGCACCCACACCGGCGAGCGCCCCUACACUUGUGCCCAGUGCGGCAAGGGCUUCACCCGCUCUGACAUCCUGCUGGUGCACCAGCGCACCCACACCGGGGAGCGGCCCUACAGCUGUAGCGACUGCGGCAAGGGCUUCACCCACUCCACCUAUCUGCUGUCCCACCAGCGCACCCAUACCGGCGAGCGCCCCUACACCUGCACCCAGUGCGGCAAGGUCUUUGCCCGCUCCAGCAACCUGGUGGUGCACCAACGCACACACACUGGCCAACGCCCCUACACCUGCGCCCAGUGCGGCAAGGGCUUCACCCAGUCCAGUCACUUGCUGGAGCACCAGCGCACCCACACCGGCGAGCGCCCCUAUACCUGUACGCAGUGCGGCAAGGGUUUCACCAGCUCCACCUAUCUGUUGUACCACAAGCGCACUCACACUGGUGAACGCCCCUACACCUGCGCCCAGUGCGGCAAGGGCUUCGCUCGCUCCAGCAACCUACUGGUGCACCAGCGUACCCACACUGGCGAGCGUCCCUACACCUGCACUCAGUGCGGCAAGGGCUUCACCAGCUCCACCUAUCUGCUGUACCACCAGCGCACCCACACCGGUGAGCGCCCCUACACCUGCAUCCAGUGCGGCAAGGGCUUCAUCCACACCUCCAGGCUGCUGUCCCACCAGCGGGUGCAUGCCGGUGACCGUCCCUUCCCCAGCCCAGUGUGUGGAUAGAGCUUUGCCAUAGCCUCCCACACCCUGUCUUGCCAGUGCGUGCACACCAGUGGCCAGUCCUACAACUGACAGUACUGCGGUGAGGAGCUUGACAGAUCGCGGGGGUUGCGGCAGCACUGGCGGGCCCACGCCGAAAGGCAGUUGCUCCCACUACGGCAAGCAUUUCAAGAAUGUUUCUAGAAUGCACCAGCGAAUACUGUCGUGGUUUAGAGACUUAAAGUUGGAUAAGAUGACACAGACACGGAGAAUUCUUCAAAAAGACGAAAGCCUUUAUUUGCAAACAAAACAGCUGGAACAUUCAGAGAUUACAGAUCACCUGUCUGUUCUCUAACUGCUCUCCGAUUAACAGAAACGAGUAGCUUUUAUUUCAGUUCUUUAGCCCUAUCUGCUUCUUUACCUUGCGUGCUGUAAUCCUUUCACAUCAAUCUAUCAUCAGUUCUAAUAUUUUCUGCCUCGCCACCAUUAAAUCCCGACCUUGGUUAAAUCUUAUUUAACUUACAUUUCCUGUUCAUAUCUUUUCCUCUUUCGCCACCCUUAAAUUCCAACUGUUACUCUAAUCUCCCAGCUGCAUCUACUUUGCCACCCUUAUGUUUUAGCUACAGCCAAGGUUACACACACCAUAUUAUAAUGUUACAUAUUAGUUUAAGUUUAGUACAAAGAUACAAAUGUAUUUAUUAAGAAUACAGAUACACCACACAAAAGUAAAAUUAAGCUUAAGUAAAAGUAAAUAACUUGUUUAGCGCCUUGAUUACUAGAUAAAUGUUAAGUGCUGCAAAACUAACAAACACGUGAAUCUGAGUACAAUAUAGCUGACAUGAUAUGCUGGCUAUGAUAAAUGUCUUAAUUAAGUCUUCUAUAACGUCCAUAUAACUCCUCCAUUUGAGACUCUCUGAGUCUCAUCAGACAAAGAAAACCACACACACAUGGCCCAAGUCUAAUCACCCAUAGAGCCCUAAAAUAUAGACUCUUAAUUAAGUUUGCUUAAUGCUGUGUAGUAUUCUUUCUCUGGCUCCCUGAGAAACUGGCCAAAAACCCACCCCCAUUACGUGAGGCAGGAAAAAAGACCCAGCUUCCCUCACAGACUUCAUUUAGCAUUUUCCAAACACUUCUUCACCAUCGUAGUAGUAUUCUAUCACCGAUGUCCACUUUCCUUUAGGGCCGGAUUCGUCUGCACCCGUUAUCAUUGGCAGUUGCUUCACAGUAGCUUUCACCAGGAGGGACUUAAUACAGGGGAAAACACAGCAUAACAUUAUUGCCACUGCAAGUAGUACGACCCCAAUGGUCAGACCAAUUUUAAUCAGCCAUGCUCCCCAACCCCCCUACAUGCUCUCCAGCCACCCAAACAAUUGAUGUCCAAACCCUGCGUUUCAUUUAACCUCACUCCUUAUGUUUUUUAACUUAUCCAUGGCUUUAGUAAAGGAUCCCUCCGGGCUGGUGUUGUUAGGGAUAAAGGUACAACAGUACAAAGAGGACACAAACACCCCCUUUCUCAGCCAGCAACCAAUCCAGAGCCUGCCUAUUCUGCCAUGCCAUCUUACUAGUGUAAUCAAGUUGGUCCCCCAAGGUCGACAGUGCGUAAUUAAUAAACCUCUGUUGAUUAUAAUAGAUGUAGUUAAUCCAUUCCGUGUUUUUAGGCGUAAUCCAGAAAAGUAUUGACUCCAGUCCUGCAGCAAUUUCAUUCAUGGCUUUAAAUUCAUUAGGGAUUCCUCUCGGUUGCCCUAUUGCAUCCAGAUACACUCCGUCAGGUAACUAAUCAAAUGCUCUCUUCCUACGGGUCUGUGCGAACAUCUCUGCUGGACUUAUCAUAAGGACAGGUUGUGCCAACAUCACCCUGGCACACAAUCCAGUCCAAUAGAGCGGCAGUGUGUUUCUAGGCUUACUUCCGCACAUCCAAAACCUAUCAGCUACAGCCACAUCUGCUGUCAAAAUAGCCAUGCACUGUGGUAGUAUAACAGCAACAUCUGCUCUCGGCACGGCUUUAGCCAAUUUGUAUGGGUUCUGGUGAUUACAUACCCACACCCUGUUACAGUGGCCUGGAAAAGUUCCUACCAGGUGUGUGCCAUUCGCUGCAAGGUAGCAUUCAUACUGUGUUGUAGAUGUAACCCCAACCUCUGGUGGUGGCUCUGGGUAUGGUUUUCUUACCUCCGUGAAGUUCCAUAGAGAACAGUGUUCUUUCGCAAGUGUCACUUGUGACGAUCCUGGUGCAUUUAAACACUCUAUUGGGCAAUUAGACAUGUCGUCCCAGCGUGUCACAGUUCGUAG